AUGAGCGAGCGGGGCCGGGAGGCGCGCGACGGCGGCAAUUCCCGCCCCCCCCGCGGGAGCACGGGGCUGGCCGGCAGAGCGACAGCCGCGCAGACCAAUGGGGACGCGCAGCGCCGGGCGGGGCCCUACACGACGCUCCUCCGAUCUUUCCGUGGAGGAGGAGGAGGAGGCGCCGGAGCGGCCGCUGAGGAGGAGAUCAGCCCCGAGGAUGACCAGAGAGCCAACCGCACGCUGUUCCUGGGCAACCUGGACAUCACCGUGAGCGAGUCGGACUUGCGGCGAGCGUUUGACCGUUUUGGGGUCAUCACCGAGGUGGACAUCAAGAGGCCGGGGCGUGGGCAGACCAGCACCUAUGGGUUUCUUAAGUUUGAGAAUCUGGACAUGGCGCACCGGGCCAAGUUGGCCAUGUCAGGGAAGGUGCUGCUGCGCAACCCCAUCAAGAUCGGGUACGGGAAGGCCACCCCGACCACCCGGCUGUGGGUGGGCGGCCUGGGGCCCUGGGUGCCCCUGGCUGCCCUGGCCAGGGAGUUCGAUCGGUUUGGCACCAUCCGCACCAUCGAUUACCGCAAAGGGGAUUCCUGGGCCUAUAUCCAGUACGAGAGCCUGGACGCGGCGCAGGCAGCCUGCACCCACAUGCGGGGGUUCCCCCUGGGGGGGCCGGAUCGCCGGCUCCGCGUAGACUUUGCCGACACAGAGCAUCGGUACCAGCAGCCCUACCUGCAGCCCCUGCCCUUGCCGCCCCCGGCUCAUUACGAGCUGGUGGCGGAGGCAGCUGCUUUUGGGGCUCACAGGGGAGCCCCCCCUGACCCUCUGCGGGGGGCCCGGGACAGGACGCCACCGUUGCUGUAUAGAGACCGUGACAGAGACCUUUAUCCCGAGGCAGAGUGGGUGCCCCCGCCGCCCCCUGUGCGGGACCGGGGGAACCGGGCAGUCCCGAGGCAGACUGCCUAUGACCCACUGGAAAGCCUGGAGCGCCGCCGGGACGGGUGGUCCUUGGAGCGGGACCGCGGGGAGAGGGAGCUGGGCAGUAGCAGUAGGGAUCAGCCUAGGAAACGGAGACUGGCGGAGGAUGGAGGCCGCCACUUGGACCGUUCCCCUGACAGCGAGCGCUCCUCUUCCUCCCGAAAGCGCCACUGCUUGGCCACAACCUCUCCCCCGGACCGCAGCCCCGAGCUCCUGGGGGGCCGGGAGCGUUACAGUAGUGACCCCGAGCGCUCGUCCCGCUUGCUCCUCUUGGAGCGGCCUUCCCCCAUCCGGGAGUCCCGCCGGGGCAGCCUGGAGCGGGGGCAGAACGACAAGCGCGACCGCAAGAAUUCCGCGGAGCGGGAGCGCAAGCACCGGGCCGCCGCCGCCCAGGAGUGCAAAAGUCCGGCCAAAAAGGACGAGCGGGCGGCGGAGGGAGGCGGCGGAGGCUCCCGGCUCAAACCUCCUCCCCAGAAACAGCAGCAGGACGGAGCGGCGCAGGCCGGGGCGGCGCCCAAGCUGUGCCUGGCUUGGCAGGGGAUGCUGCUGCUGAAGAACAGCAACUUCCCGUCCAACAUGCACCUGCUCCAGGGGGACCUCGGAGUCGCCAGCAGCCUUCUCGUGGAGGGAGCCACCGGGGGCAAAGUGGCUCAGCUCAAGAUCACCCAACGUCUCCGUCUGGACCAGCCCAAGCUGGACGAGGUGAACCGGCGCAUCAAGGUGGCGGGUCCCAAUGGGUACGCCAUCCUCCUGGCCGUGCCCGGCGCCUCUGACAACCGCGCCGCGGCCGCCGCCGCCGAGGCCGCCACCACCUCCACGCAGAGGCCGCUCAGGAAUCUGGUGUCCUACCUAAAGCAAAAGCAGGCUGCUGGGGUGAUCAGCCUCCCUGUGGGGGGGAACAAAGACAAGGAGAACAGCGGGGUGCUGCACGCUUUUCCGCCCUGCGAUUUCUCCCAGCAGUUCCUGGACUCCACGGCCAAGGCGUUGGCCAAAUCAGAGGACGACUAUCUGGUCAUGAUCAUUGUCCGUGGGGCGUCCUAAGGCCCUCGUGUUCUGUUCCCAACCCUGCCUACUCCUCCAUGCAGCCCCUCCAGCGUGUGCCAGGUGCUAUGGGAUACAGCCUUAGCCAGCCCUGUCGUUAUUUUAAAUAGAUCUUUGUUUGUAGGUGACUUUCCCGGGCCGAUUUUCUGUUAUUACAUUUUUCUAUAAAGGUAGAAGCCAGAGAGGUUGGUUAGGAGUAGCGUGAAUAGGAUAUUUUGAGAAUUCCCUAUCAGUGGGGACAGCAGGAGGCUCAGCCUGCUUUGAUUUACAGAAAAUAGAAAAAUAAGAAAA
This is a messenger RNA of Ficedula albicollis (Collared flycatcher), 2295 nucleotides long. It is a transcript of the gene RBM15, whose product is annotated as RNA binding motif protein 15. Gene Ontology annotation, molecular function: mRNA binding. Gene Ontology annotation, biological process: regulation of alternative mRNA splicing, via spliceosome. Gene Ontology annotation, cellular component: nucleus. The record is from RefSeq and is a predicted model, not a curated record. The transcript has 3 exons. The coding region runs from base 1 to 2004 and encodes 667 amino acids. NCBI's taxonomy places the organism in Eukaryota, Metazoa, Chordata, Aves, Passeriformes, Muscicapidae.